Messenger RNA from Fragaria vesca subsp. vesca, 660 nucleotides. RefSeq lists its product as uncharacterized. The coding region runs from base 1 to 660 and encodes 219 amino acids. The record is from RefSeq and is a predicted model, not a curated record. Lineage: Eukaryota; Viridiplantae; Streptophyta; Magnoliopsida; Rosales; Rosaceae. Gene Ontology annotation, biological process: meiotic DNA double-strand break formation. The transcript has 5 exons.
AUGUCAGAGCCGUUUCGUUCACUCGUUUUGAACAGAAGAUUCGGCGAUGAGACUCUUCGCGUUCUGGAAUCGAUUCUGGUUUCCAAGGACGUCAAAUCCUCCAUGGAAGUCCGAUCCGGCUUGAUGCAGUUCAUGAGGUCCGAAUCCCUCUCCGUUCUCCGAGAAAUCUCUGAGAAAAACGUCGCGGAGAAGCUUCUCGUUCUCGAAUUUCUCGUUCGCACUUUCGCGCUCGUCGGCGAUGUUGAGAGUUGCUUGGCUUUGAGAUAUGAGGCUUUGGUUUUGCGAGAUCUCAAGUCUACAGCUCAACAAUGGCUAAAGGUGCCACAUCUGGAAUGGCUCAACUUUGCUCAGCAAUUACUGGACAACGGUUUCUAUUCGAUUGGGGCAAAGGCUUGUGAAAAUGCAUUGAGAUCCCUUAAGGGGAAGUCUUCUGAACAGUCUACAGCAGAUGGAGUUCACCUCGAGAGGAUAUCUACUGAAUACCCAAAAACAGAUGAAGUCUUGGAAAAUGAGCAAGUUAUGGAAAAGAUAAAGAGACUCAAAGAAUGUGCCAUGUCAUCUGCUUCUUCUCACUCAGGACACUGUCUUGUGAUUCUUGAUCUCAGACAAUCCACAGUGUGCUUUUUCGUUGUGGUUUGUGUACUAGACUACUCUUUGUGA